AUGCCAUCUUAUAAUACCCAUCCAUCAUCGAGGAUCAUGUCGCGAGUCUCUUCUUCCGGGCCCUUUGUACCAUUGACAUCCAAAUCUGCCAGCAGACGUCCCACGGCUCGGCCCACAGCAACGGCAACUAGCGUUGCAGGCCAGGACAUCAUAUGUGCUAUCAGCGAGUCUCGAGGUGUCUCAUCAACGGUGGGCUUGGCUUUCAUCAACUUGAAUACAGCUGAAGUUGUGCUUUGUCAGAUUUGUGACAGUCAGAUCUACGAAAAGACUGUCACCAAGAUCGGUGCCUUUGAGCCAAAUGAAAUCCUAUUCAUGAAUACCGCCAAGGAGUCCAAACUUUGCUAUAUUCUUCAAGAGAACUUGCCAGGUCCCAUUUUUACUUUCGCUGAUCGUAAAUACUGGUCGGACAAAACGGGUCACGAAUUUCUUGAUCGGUUGGCUUUCCGGGACGAGGUAGAUUCUCUCAAGGUGAUUCUCAAUAGCAACUACUUCGCCGCAUGUUGCUUUGCCGCGGCUCUUAAGUAUCUGGAGAUGGAUCUUGAGAGUGCCUUCGUCUCGCAUUCCCUCCGCAUCAAGUUUGAACCGUCACAGGGAUCUAUGACUAUUGACCUGGCGACUGUCGUAUCCCUCGAGCUGAUUCAAAAUCUCCACAAUUCUAAAUCCCGAGACAGUCUAUACGGAUUGCUGAAUCAGUGUCUUACUCCAAUGGGCGCCAGAAUGUUACGUGCAAGUGUCCUGCAACCAUCCACAGAACGAGUCAAGCUCACAGAGCGGUACAAUGCAGUCGAGGAUUUGACGACGAAGGAAGAUAUGUUUGUAUCUGUUCGACAAGCACUGAAAGGAUUCAUUGAUUCCGAUCGAAUUCUGACAUCGAUCAUCCUGGUGCCGACCAACUUGAAGCAAACUGUUCAGUACGUGGAAAAUUCAGUCAACAACGUGAUUAUGCUCAAGUCCUACGUUUCUUCGAUCAAAAAUAUACAUCAGGCAUUGGGGGCAGCACAGAGUGAUCUUCUGCUUGAAGUUCGCGAGUUAUGUUCUCCGUCAAAGCAUCGCGCGCUUGAACAGCUUAUGGCAGAAACCUUGAACGAGAGCGUGACAUACCAAAGCAAGCCGCUAGACCUUCGGAACCAGAGAACAUACUGUGUGAAAGCAGGCGUCAACAGUCUCCUCGACGUGGCCAGACAAACCUACAAGGAAGCAAAUGCAGAUGCAACGGAACUGGUGGAAAGAUUAGCAGGCAAGCGCUCCACUUACCUGUCGCAGCAUGCUAUUUCUGACAAAUCCCAAGAAACUUAUGACAUAACGCUUGAUCUCAAAUACGAUACGCCUCGCCAGUAUUAUAUCUGUAUCCAAAGUGACCACUUCGAAGCACUGCCCGAGGAAUUCAUCAACGUCUACCGCAAGAAAAACAGGACCGAAUGCCAAACGUUGGAUCUUGUGAAGCUCAACCAAAAGAUUACAGAUGCUCAUAAUGAAGUCAUCAUAAUGAGUGAUCAGAUAAUUCAGGAUCUCCUUCGUGAGGUUUGUACUGUGGUCGCAGAGCUGUUCCGAGUAAGCGAGGCUAUUGCCAUGUUAGACAUGGUGGCAGUGUUUGCCCAGUUGGCAACUAGCAACGACUACAUUCGCCCAGAAUUGACAGCCACGUUGGCCAUUAAAGCUGGACGGCAUCCAAUCCGAGAACGAAUACACUCCAGCAAGUUCAUUCCCAAUGAUGCAUAUGCAACACCCCAGACACGGUUUCAAAUCAUCACCGGUUGCAAUAUGAGCGGCAAAUCAACAUACAUCCGCUCACUAGCACUUAUGACUGUGAUGGCCCAGAUAGGUUGCUUUGUCCCAGCUCAAUACGCCUCAUUCCCGAUUGUCCACCAGCUCUUCGCGCGUGUCGCAACGAGCGACGACCUCGACGCCAAUGUUUCGACCUUCGCGGCGGAAAUGCGCGAGAUGGCUUUCAUCCUGCGCAAUAUCCAACCUCGGGGAAUGGUGCUCGUCGACGAAUUGGGCCGUGGAACAAGUACCACCGAUGGGCUUGCGAUUGCUAUUGCGCUUGCUGAAGCCCUUCUUGCGAGUCACACUCUAGUAUGGUUUGCGACCCAUUUCCACGAUUUGGCUCGCAUUCUUUCUGAGCGCAGCGGAGUCAUCAAUCUUCAUCUCGCGGCGAACAUCUCAGAAGAUGCAUCCAAAAUGACAAUGCUCUAUCAGAUAGCGAAAGGACCUGUCCCCGAUCGUCGGUAUGGCCUGGCCCUCGCAAAGCUAGUCGAUCUCCCACCCGCAAUCUUGCAAGUGGCAGAAAGUGUCUCUGAGACAUUGGAUCGGCUCGCCCGUCAACGAAACUGCACCUCACGUACAGUUGCCAUUGCUAAAAAGCGAAGGCUAUUACUUUCCUUGCGCGAACAGCUUGCGAUUGCUCGAAAUAGCACAAUGGACGACGACUCCCUGCGCCGCUGGAUGAUCAAGCUGCAAGAGGGCUUUUCCGAAAAAAAUGGCUGCUCUCGAACUGGGUAG
Molecule: messenger RNA, 2502 nt
Organism: Penicillium manginii
Lineage: Eukaryota; Fungi; Ascomycota; Eurotiomycetes; Eurotiales; Aspergillaceae
Product: MutS family protein MSH4
Exons: 5
Coding region: 1-2502 (833 amino acids)
Biological process (GO): reciprocal meiotic recombination; mismatch repair
Cellular component (GO): nucleus
Molecular function (GO): ATP-dependent DNA damage sensor activity; ATP binding; mismatched DNA binding
Source: RefSeq, a predicted model, not a curated record